Molecule: messenger RNA, 2274 nt
Organism: Catharus ustulatus (Swainson's thrush)
Lineage: Eukaryota; Metazoa; Chordata; Aves; Passeriformes; Turdidae
Gene: UNC93B1
Product: unc-93 homolog B1, TLR signaling regulator
Exons: 3
Coding region: 59-1567 (502 amino acids)
Biological process (GO): intracellular protein transport; toll-like receptor 9 signaling pathway; toll-like receptor 7 signaling pathway
Cellular component (GO): lysosome; endosome
Molecular function (GO): Toll-like receptor binding
Source: RefSeq, a predicted model, not a curated record
UCGAGGGGGGUGGGUGGGGGGUGCUGGGGGUGCCAGCUGACCCGCUGCUCCUUGUAGGAUGGCCCAGAAGUACUACGAGUACGUUAACUACAAGGAGGAGCAGGAGAAGGAGAGGCAGCGGAGGCCGCGGGAUGCCUGCAACACCUACAUCAUCGUCUUCCAGACUGUCUUCUACUCCUGCUUCCAUUUGAGCUUCGUCUGCGCUCAGAUGCCCAUGGUCUUCUUCCUCAACAACUACCUCUACCAACUCAACCACACGCUCUUCGCAGUGAAGCACUGCGGUGAGGCUGCAGGUGGGGCACAGGGCGGCACCGGGAGCCCCCCAGUUGGGAUUAACCAUGGCAUGUACCCCACUGGCAGGGACCCUGAGCCACGGCACGCUGCCUGGCUUCAACAAGACGGUGCUGCAGAGCCUUCCCCGCAGCGUCAGCCUCAUCAUCGUGGAGAGCGCGCUGAUGGCCGCCGCCUUCCUCGCCAUGCUGGUGGUGAGCGCCGGGGCGGGAGGGGACAGGGACGGGCUGGACGAUGGCAGGAGCUCACUGCAGGCGCUCCGCAGGUGCUGGUGCUGUGCGGCGCAGCGUACAGGCCCAUGGAGGAGAUUGACAUGCGCAGCAUCGGCUGGGGCAACAUUUUCCAGCUGCCCUUCAAGCACAUGCGGGACUAUCGCCUGCGGCACCUCUUCCCGUUGUUCAUCUACAGCGGCUUCGAGGUGCUCUUUGUCUGCACUGGAUUUUCCCUGGUAGGAUCUGUGAUGGGGUGGGAGGUGACAGAGCUGGGACAGGUGAUGCUAAGUCCCUGCUCACUGCAGAACUACGGCGUGUGCGCCCUGGGGCUGGAGAGGUUGGCGUAUCUCCUCAUGGCCUACGGCUUCUCUGCCUCGGCGUGCUCCAGCCUGGCCCUGUGCAUGCUGCACCUGAGCCGGCACAUCCCACUCCUGGCUGGAGCCAUCAUCCACGCUGUACUCCUGGUGAUACUCUUCUGCUGGGCACCGGAGCCCCGGUACCUGGCACAGGCGCCGCUGCUCUACAGCAUUGCCGUGUUCUGGGGCACAGGCAGUGCCCUCAACAAGACUGGAAUCAGCAUCCUCCUGGGGAUGUUGUACAAGAAAAAGGAGCGCCAAGACUUCAUCUUCACCAUCUACCACUGGUGGCAGGCGCUGGCCAUCUUCACCGUCUACCUGUGGUCAGGGCUGCCCAUGAAGGUAAAUCCCAGAUAUGCCCCAGCCCACUCUAAGACAUUCCAGGCUUUUUGGGGACACAGCCCCACGCCAAUCCCAAAAUUCCCUGUGCCGCAGGCCAAGCUGUCCAUCAUGCUGCUGACGCUGGUGGUGGCAGUGGGGACAUACCUGUGGAUGGAGCGGAAGGUGGGGCUGAACAUGGAAGUCCGGCUGCCCCGCAUCCCGCGCCCGCGCCAUAAAACACGGGGAUACCGCUACCUGGAGGACAACUCGGAUGAGACUGGCUCCGAUGGUGAUGGUGACGGGGACAAAGAGGAUAAUGACAGGCACCCAACUGAGGCCACCAGCGAGGAUGAGCUGCCAAAAGAGGAUGGGGAGCAGCUGGGAUAGGGACAGUCCGGCCUGGGCCCCAUCCUGCUUUUUGCACCUGAGGGGGAUUCCACAGCUCCCCCUGGGUGGGCCCAAAAUUCUGCAAAUCCCCUCAGGUCAGGCUUGCAGCCCCCCAAGCUAAGCCUAAAGCCCUCAGGCAGCCCAGAGCCCCCCCAGGUCUGCAGCCUCCAAAUUGACCUACAUCCCCCAAAUUGUGAUACAGAGAUCCCCAAAAUUGUGGUACAGCCCCUAAGGAGGCCCAUAGCCCCCCAAAUUAUGAUGCAGUUGCUCAGGUCAAACGUGCAGACCCCCAGGCCAGCCCCAGGCCCCCCACAUAUAAAUCCACAGCCCCUCAGACAAGGCUCACAUCCCCCCGGCACCCCCCCAAAAUUUGGCCAAAGCCCCCUCAGGUGAGGCCCAGACCCCUAAGCAGAUGCACAGACAUUCUAGCAAGGCCUGCAGCCCCCUAUAAUGUCCUGCAGACCCCCAGCCUUCCCAUACUAGCCCCAUCCAGACCCCGCAGGGCUACCCAGGGGCCCCCAGGCAGAUGGACACCCUCCCAAACUGGCCCACAGCCCUUCAGACCAGCCCCACACAGACCCUGCAGCCCCCCCAGGUUGUCCCGGAGCCCUGCUAGCUCAGCCUGCAGCUCCCUAGGCCAGCUCCGCAGACUUCCCAACCCCUCCCAUCCGCAUUUUCCUUCAAUAAACCCACUCCCUCCACCUCCU